AUGGCACGGACCACCCCUCCCCCUAUUGGACGCUCAGAUUUCGUCAUCUUGCCUUUGGCCGUGUUCCUCUACCUCUCUGCUUACCUUGGUGAGUUUUCCACUUUUCGGUCGAACGCGUGUCCUCCGUCGUCGCAGCAUCGAUGAACUGAUUAUGACCCCUGUCUCACAAUCCUCAGAUCGAGGAAACAUGGGAUCGGCCCGUCUCCAGGGUCUCCAAAAGGAGGUUCUAGAUAACAGCGACACCAAAUACUCAAUAGCUCUGUCUUGCUUCUUGUAAGUGUCAAAUGUACUGGCUGUCAUCGCGGGAACUUGCAGCGCAGUGCCUGUUCUGGCCCACGCGCGUGCUCACCCCGCUCCUCCACUUUCCCCCCCCAACAGCAUCACCUACAUCGUCUUCUCCAUCCCCGGUACCUUGCUGGCCAAGGCUAUCAACCCUUCCACGUCUAUCUCGAUCGGAGCUCUCAUCUGGUCCAUCGCCGCCACCUGCCAAGCUGCCGCCAAGACCCCUGGCGGACUCUACACGGCCCGUCUUUUUGUCGGUCUCGGUGAGGCCAUGUUCGGUCAAGCCAUGGCUUUCCAUCUCACGUGGGUUUGCGAAACUAAGCGAUCGAUAUCCAGGAGACUCGGAGAACUGACGUGCUUGAUGCUCAAAAAAAUGAAACACAGUCUCUGGUACACCAAGAAGGAAUUGGCCAAGCGUGUCGGAUUGUUCAUCUCCGCUGGUGCGACCGCCGGUGCCUUCUCCGGUUUGAUCGCCUACGGUGUCGCCCACAUCCACAACACGAAGCUCGAGCAAUGGCGCAUUCUCUUCUUGAUGUACAUUACCAAAGGACCUGAUAUGCGAAUAUGUCGAGGCUCAGUGAUCCAGGGCUGACCUUCUCUCCGUUCGGCUUCCUCGUCAACAGUGAAGGCUUGCCGUCUCUCGCGCUCGCCGUCGUCGUCUUCUUCUGCCUCCCUUCGCGUCCCUCGAUCUCCAAGUUCCUGAACGAGGAUGAGCGCACCCUCGCCCACACCCGAUUGAACGAGCAAUCCUCCUUCGAGGCCAGCAGUGGUAUCGAGUGGUCUGGCGUCCGACAUGCCUUCUUCGAUUGGAAGACCUACGCUUUCGCUGUGUACGUCCACCCUGGCAGUCGAAGCUGUUCUCGCGCCUGAGUUUCGCGACUGAUCAUUUACUUUUUCCCAUGCGCCUCACAGUAUGUUCUCGUGCAUGAACUUGACGCUCGGCUCGGUUGGUGGUUUCUUGCCCACUAUCAUCAAGGGUCUCGGCUACUCGAACGCAAACGCCCAACUCUUCUCGGUUCCUCCUUACGUUGUCGCCCUCGUCUUCAUGUUGCUCCUUUCGAGCUUCUCCGAUCGCAAGCAGACCCGUGGUAUCCCCGUCGCCUCCGUCUUUGUUGUCGGCAUCAUCGGAUGGGCUCUUUUGCUCACCAUCCCCGCCCACAAGGCUACGCACACCCAGCUCCACGUCCGCUACUUCGGUUGCAUCUGCAUCGUCACUGCUGGGUACAGUGCCAUCCCGCUCAUCAUCUCGUGGGUUUCGGCCAACACCGGUACCGAAUCGCAACGUGCCGUCUCGCUCGGUAUGCUCAACGCGAUCGGCCAGUGCCUCUCCGUCCUCGCUGCCUUCUCGUUCCCCACCAUCCAAGGCCCGCAGUACAGGAAAGGUAUCAUCAUCAACCUGGCUUUCGAGGCCCUCGGCUUCGUUAUGGCCAUCGCACUUUCGCUCUACUUCCGAGCGGUCAACUCGCGCCGUGACCGAUCCGAGGGUGAGCCCCAAAAGGGUGUUGCGCUCAACACCCACGAGGACUACGACCACGCCGAGGGCUUCCGCUAUGUCGUCUAA
This is a messenger RNA of Microbotryum saponariae, 1843 nucleotides long. NCBI's taxonomy places the organism in Eukaryota, Fungi, Basidiomycota, Microbotryomycetes, Microbotryales, Microbotryaceae. The record is from the annotation of a GenBank genome assembly.